UGGAGGAAGAUGUAACAACUAAGAGCUGUGUACACUGCUUUUCUUAGUCAGAUUUUCAUAACGCUUUGUGAUUAUGAAAGAGGCUCAUAGCUUUGUGUUAUCUCUGCCUGCUUUAACCCUUCUGGUUGCCACCAACGCUUGGUGACUUUUGGUCUUUUUGCUCUGCUGCAGCCUUCUCUAACUACAAACUCUGUAUUGGAUGGCUUAGUCUGUCACUCACAACCCAGGGAGUGGUGUAUUCCAGUGGGAAAACAUAAUGUGAGACUUGCCAGGCACCUCUCUCACAGCAGCAAGUUUGACUUGGCUUGUCUAAACUCCCUGAUCACUUGUUAGGACUCAUGUUGAGGAGUCAAUCUCGCUACGCUGGAAAAUCUUUGCCCAGUUCGCCAUUUGUUCUUUCAACUUUUGGGGACUCAGAAAAAUGCUCAGACCAUUGACUUUGCUAGCUACUGAGAAGCCGUUUUCUGAACGAAUUCACGCCGAGGAGCUUGUGUUUGAUACCUCUUCUCCAUCUGACUGCGAGCCUCCAGUUGUGACAACAGGUUUACCAGCGAGGGAUGACCAGACAAGGGCAAUUUGUAUAGAGAAGAUUUUUUUCAAGCUUUUUUGUCUGCUUCAUCUGAUUGGGAGAGCUCUUCGGAUUCAAAGUGAAAUUUACCCUACUACGAAACCCAGACCGAGAAGAGGGUUUAGGAUUUCCUGAAAAGAGGAAACAGCAGCCGUGAAGGGGAACAAAACAGUGGAACUGAGGGUGGACACUAAGCAGGCCUUAUGUGCUAUCACAUGUUCUCCCCGUGUUUCCGUGGGUUUCCUCCAGGUACUCUGGUUUCCACAACCCAAAAACAUGCUGAUCUUACAGGUGAAUAAGGUGAUGUCCAUCCUGUUCUGUGUGAUGUUUCUUCCUUAUCUUUGCGGCAUCCACGCUACCACCAUGGAUAAGAGGAAUUUGCCCGAAAACUCAAUGAAUUCUUUCUUUAUAAAGCUCAUGCAAGCCGACCUUGUAAAAAACAAAGUUUCCAAACAGGUGGCCAACGCCAAGGCAAACCACCAGCAAAAUACAAUACCAAAAGCAGAAAUCAUCAUUGACCUGGAUAUGGUUGAUGACAGCCUUGAAAGUGGGAAAUCGGACUUUCAGCCGGUCGCCUCAUUGGAAACAGAACUGUUUAAGCAUCAGCGACAGAGACGUUAUAAUUCGCCACGUGUGCUGUUGAGCGGGAACUUACCCUUGGACCCUCCACCCUUGUAUCUAAUGGAUGACUUUGUUGGGCAUUCUCACUCAACAAAUAGGACGUCAAGGAGGAAAAGAUACGCAGAGCACAGGGGCCACCGAGGUGAAUUUUCGGUUUGCGACAGCGAGAGCUUAUGGGUCACAGACAAGUCGAAUGCCAUUGAUAUUCGGGGGCACCAAGUAACUGUUUUGGGGGAAAUUAAGUCUGGCAAUUCACCGGUUAAGCAAUAUUUUUAUGAGACGCGAUGUAAGGAUGCAAAGCCAGUCAAAAACGGAUGCCGAGGCAUUGACGACAAACACUGGAAUUCUCAAUGUAAAGCAUCCCAAACUUACGUCCGGGCAUUGACUUCUGAAAACAACAAACUGGUGGGAUGGAGGUGGAUCAGGAUAGACACAUCUUGCGUUUGCGCAUUAUCGAGAAAAAUCGGGAGAACAUAGCUUUAACUCUUCACUAUAUAAAUUAUUACUUUAAAUUAUAUAAUAUGCAUGUAGCAUAUAAAUGUUUAUAUUGUUUAUAUAUUAUAAGAUGUUCUUAUUUAUUAAAUUUCAGCAAACUUAUAUAAGCUUUAUCUCCCCUCCAAACAGAUCCCAAGGCCUGUGCCUUCUGUAGGGCAUUUAAAAAAAACAACAACAAAAAAAGUAAACUUGUGAUUCCACUGCGAGCAGUAUAUUUGACCCAAAAACGAUGUGUCAGUAUUUGUCAUACAGUAUUUUCUUUGCCAGUGACUUUUCAGACUUUUCAAAUUCCGCUAUAUAUAAGAUGUAUAAAUUGUAUGCACAUUAUAUUCAAUUUCAAUAUAUUUUACCUCGACAAUUAAAAAAAAAAAGUAAUAUUAAAAAGAGAAUACAAGUUCCAUUGCAAAACAAAUGGUAAGAUUCCAGUGAUGUUAUACAUUACUUAUUUUGCUCCUUUGUAUAUAUAAGAUUUUGUUUUA
This is a messenger RNA of Nanorana parkeri, 2163 nucleotides long. It is a transcript of the gene NTF3, whose product is annotated as neurotrophin 3. Gene Ontology annotation, biological process: nerve development; negative regulation of neuron apoptotic process; cell surface receptor protein tyrosine kinase signaling pathway. Gene Ontology annotation, molecular function: nerve growth factor receptor binding; growth factor activity. Bases 845 to 1666 code for a protein of 273 amino acids. The transcript has 3 exons. Lineage: Eukaryota; Metazoa; Chordata; Amphibia; Anura; Dicroglossidae. The record is from RefSeq and is a predicted model, not a curated record.